Molecule: messenger RNA, 3603 nt
Organism: Leguminivora glycinivorella
Lineage: Eukaryota; Metazoa; Arthropoda; Insecta; Lepidoptera; Tortricidae
Gene: SMC6
Product: structural maintenance of chromosomes protein 6-like
Exons: 19
Coding region: 82-3201 (1039 amino acids)
Biological process (GO): double-strand break repair via homologous recombination
Cellular component (GO): site of double-strand break; nucleus; Smc5-Smc6 complex
Molecular function (GO): damaged DNA binding; single-stranded DNA binding
Source: RefSeq, a predicted model, not a curated record
UCAAGUCAGUAAGUUGUGAGUUGACGCGCCUAGAAUUUCAUAAAAUUUUUGGCGCAAUAUUAUAAGAAAUCCUUCAGAAAAAUGGAUUCGGAUAUAUCGGACGCAGUAGAGUCAGAUACAGAUGGAUCUAUUUGUAGUAUUCACGUGCGCAAUUUUUUUUGCCAUGACAAUUUGCAAAUUGAUCUGAACAAGAACGUUAAUUUUGUGGUUGGGCGUAACGGCAGUGGUAAAAGCGCAAUUCUGACUGCUUUAGUCGUCGGUUUGGGAGGCAGGGCCUCUGCGACGAACAGGGGAAACAAUUUACAUUCCUUCAUUAAGAAAGGCGCUAACUCUGCAUCAGUCGAGAUCAAGAUCCGCAACAGCAGCGAGCAGGCGUACAAGCAUGAUGUGUACGGAGACUACAUCACUAUUGAGAGGCACCUCAAUGCCUCUGGGGGCUCAAGCUACAAGGUCAAGAAUGCACAAGGCAAAGUGAUCUCCACAAAAUUCGACGAAGUCAACAACAUCAUCACAGCACACGACAUCCAAGUGGACAACCCAAUAUCUGUCCUCAACCAGGACGACGCACGCGGCUUCCACGCCGCUGACGCCAAGCGGAAAUUCACUCUGUUCCGGAAGGCCACCAAUUUGGACCGGACGGAGGCGAAUUACUUGUCCGCUCUGGACAGUUGUAAGAUGGCGAAGAAUAUAUGGACCAGGAAAUCUGAGGCUAUAGAAGACGUGAAAAAAGAAAAAAUUAAGUUAAAAGCGAUGCACGAUAGACUCCAGUCCCGUAGCGAGAUCAUCGCGCAAGAGAAGGCGCUUGAGAACGAGUACUAUUGGAGCGAGGUGGCGCAGCUCGAGCGAGACGUUAGCGACAUCGAGGCCAAGAGACAGAGACAGCAGGACAAGAUAGCCAAGCUGGAGGACAAGCUGAAGGGCUUGGAUGCGAGCUGCGGCGGGAAAAAUGGAGUUAUUGAUACUCUAAAAACCCAGUUCGAAGAGCAUAACAACCAACGCACACUCCUCGAGCAACAGCUCAAAAACCUGGAAGAUCAAGUGCGAGCUGCCCAGACUGCACUGAGAGGCUUCCAGAACACUGGCAAUAAGCACUCCGAUCAGAUCAGGAGGGAGAAGAGGAAAGCUACAGCGUUGGAGCUCGAGAUCAGGAACAUCAAUGAGGGCGACUCGCAAUCCCAACGCUCAUCGCUGGAAAAAGCCGCUGCGACAGCAAAGAAGGCGCUCGACGCGGUGCGAGCGCGCUACAGCACGGCGCAGCACGAGUUCAGCCAGGCGCAGCAGAACAGCGCGCACUGCGCGGGGCAGUGCGAGCGAGCGCGGCAGGCCACUGUGCGGGCGAGGAGCGAACUGAUAAAACUGCAGCAAGAGCAGCGAUCCCUGCAAUCUCGGGGCAACGACGAGCUCGGCGUGUAUGGAGAGGAGAUGGUCGCGCUGUGCAGGGCCGUGGAGCAGGCCCACAGCAGGGGACAGUUCACCAAGAAACCCAUCGGGCCUGUCGGGGCCCACCUGAAAGUUCGCGAGAAGAAGUGGGGCGGCGCCCUGGAGCACGUGCUGGGCGGCGCCCUGAAGAGCUUCCUUGUCAACGACGACAAGGACAGGGUGUUGCUGUUCAACCUGAUGAACAAGAUAUACGGUAAAAGAAGCAAGCCAAGCGUGACCUGCAGCAAAUUCCUCCCCAAACAACACGACGUGUCGCAACAUGUUGUACGCGCACGUCCGCACAUGUCCGCGCUCGAUUCGCUCGUCGUCACCAACCCCGUCGUCGCCAACUUCCUGAUAGAUAGCGUGGGGGUGGAGAGGAUACUGAUGGUGCCUGAGCAUGCGGACGCCCAACGUCUCUCGGACCGCGUGGAGAACGUGCCGACGAACUGCGGACGCAUCGUGACGAUCGACGCCACCGAGUACUACCCCGCGCCCCGCUACCGCAGCUACGGCGGCUCCAACCGCCGCGCCUGCUACCUCGCCGUCUCCACCACGGAGCGCAACAGACAGCUGCUAGAAGACAUCAAGGAGGCGCAAGCGCAGCUGAGAGAGCUGGAAGCUGAAGAGAAAGAGUUGGACGCGGCCUUGAAAGAGGCCAAGCAGCUCGAGCACGUCGCUUCCAGGGAUCUGCAGAAACUGCUAAGCGAGCAACACACGAAAGAGAAAGAGGAACGCGACGCGCGCGCCGCGCUCGAACAGCAGCAAGCGCCGCACCAAGCCGCCGUACUGGUAGAAGAACUAACCCAGUCCCAGGCCAUACUGGAACGCUUAAACGAGCAAGUGGAAGAGUGGACACAGAAGGAGCAAGAACAGAAGAAGAGGAUAAACGACCUCGAGCGGCAGAUGAAGGAAGUCAAGAAACGGUUCAGCGAGGCGCAGAAGACUUGCGGGAAUCUGGAGGAAGAAAUAGAACAAGAGCAUCUAAAACAAGAGCGAGGGGUGGCAGAGCGACAAACCGUCCAGCGGCGGCUCAGAGAGGACCGCGCCACGCUGCAGCAGAUGGAGGCAGCCCUGGACGAGCGGCAGGACGUCGUGAGGAAGAAGACCGGCGAGGCGGAGAUGUUGUGUCCGCGUGUUGACAACCCUAGGGACACGAAGACAGUGCAAGAAGAGAUAGCGAAAACGAAAUCGAAGCUGAACGCAAUCCGCACCGACGGUCGGAGCAAGGCCGAGGUAGCAGAAGAGUUACUCCGGGUCACCACCAAGUACAACGAUACCAAAAACAAACUGGACCGCAUACAAGCGCUCGUGGAACAGUGUUCGAAGUCGACCGAGAAACACCGGCACAUGGGCUACAAGCUGCAGGUGUGCAUCGCGCGGCGCGUGCAGUUCGACUUCAACGCCAUGCUCAGCGUCAACGGGUACUCGGGCAACAUGAACAUCGAUUUUUCCAACGCCGUACUCGAGAUAACCUGCACGGGCCGGGAGAGCACCCGCCACGCAUCCACUACAGCCUCUCUGUCCGGGGGCGAACGUUCCUACAGCACUGUAGCCUUCAUCAUGGCGCUGUGGGCCUGUGUGGAGCUGCCUUUCUACUUCCUAGACGAGUUUGACGUGUUUAUGGACAACGUGAACCGGCAGCGGGUGAUGAACAUCCUCCUGAACCACGCGCUCAAGAACCCCUCGCGGCAGUUCGUGUUCCUCACGCCGCAGGACGCCUCGUCCGUGAAGGCGGGCCCGCAGAUCAGCAUCCACGUAAUGGCGGACCCGCGACCAUAGUUGCCAUAAGUAGUUAUGUUUAAGUUUGAAUGAUUAUGAUAAGAGUUGAUUAUUGUUGUUUGAUUCCAAUAACAUUUUAAUUGUUAAUGUGACACAAUCGAAGCCUGAAAUAUUUUAAACAGAUGAAACCUUGAAAGUCCCUUAAAUUGGCAAAUAACGGAUCAUGGCUUUAGGAUUUCUCAGAGUUCUACAAUAAAAUUAUUCUGACUUUCCGCCACAAAUACGAGUACCUAGACGUAAUAUUUAAGAUACAUAGUUUCUAGCAGAAAUGGCACAUGAAGCAAAACCUAAUGAAGAACCACAAUCGUUUCAAAAGAAACAAUGAUAUACGAACAAAGGUUCUACUUAUUGCCAAUUUGAGAGUUAGAUAUAUUUUUGUACGUUUUUUCAAUGUCUAAAGAC